UAAUCCAAAGGCUAACCGGAGAUACCUUUAAAGGCUUGUCAAGAUUAAUCACGAUUGAAAUAUCUAGCAAAUAUUUAUUGCAUUUGACUCCAGAUGUAUUUAAACCUCUGAAAAAUUUGUUUUGGAUUAACUUCAGUUAUUGUAACAUCGAGUCAAUAUCCAGUGAUCUAUUUUGCGAAAACCCGAGGCUUACGUUUGUGUCAUUUAAGAACAAUAGCAUACGUGAUAUCAAAGAAGCAAAGAGAAAUAACUCCAAUUGCCGAGCUGGCACGUUAAACUCUUUGUCUUUAGAUGGCAAUAAUAUCGGAGAUCUCUCUAAUGUUAAUUUUGAGUCAUUUAAAUUAAACGGUAUUCUAACCCUGGCAAAUUGCUCGAUUCGCACGAUAUCAAAGAAACCAUUUGAAGGUUUAGCAGAUGUUAUUACGAUUGAUCUAAAGAACAAUUACAUUAGGUUUUUACCAGAUUAUAUUUUCACAUCUUUAAACACGACAUUGCGAUACAUGAAUUUUGGAAACAAUCGUCUGCAGGCUAUUGACGUCUCAAAGACAUUCAGUGGAUUGGAAUUAGACACAUUGAACCUUUAUGACAAUGCCAUAUCAUCAAUAACGGGGAAGCUUUCCGAAAUAAAGUUUCUGAAAUUAUUAAAUUUAAAAAAUAAUGCAUUGAAGAAGCUUUCUUAUGAAACAUUCAGUAAUUUAUCAAGUCUUCGUAGUCUUGAUCUUUCAAACAAUAAAAUAGAAAUUAUAGAAGCUGGUACAUUUGAUUCUUCAGUUAAUCUCAGAACGAUAAAAUUGUCAAGAAAUUACAUCCGAUACUUGCCUAAAGGACUUUUUCGUAAAGCACUCUCGCUAAAAAGUGUGUUUAUGGACGGAAAUCAUAUAGAAUCAGUGGACGAAGAUUUGUUUGCAAACUGCGAGAACCUAGAUAAGAUUGAAAUGCAGCAAAACAGGUUAUCAAACGUUACCCGUCUAUUGAUAUCUUCAAGGAAAUUCAGAUACUUUAAAGUUAGAGACAAUAAGCUGCACCUGAUGCCGAUAUUUUCAAGACCUGACGAUGGAAAAGCCUGUUCCAGUAUCACAAGCCUUAAGGACAUUGAUGCGGGGCAUAAUGAGAUUGUUUAUUUCAGUGCAUCUUGCUACAAACAUGUUGUAUAUCUGUAUCUCAGUUAUAAUCUCAUUAAUGAUAUUAGUAAUUUUGAUGAAUUGCACUACGUAGAACAUUUAUUUCUGCGCAAUAAUAAAAUUAAAACUUUACCAAGAACAGCUAUGAAUAGUUUAUGCACUAAAUUAGUUUGGCUAGAUAUAGGGAGUAAUUUGAUAGAAAGAAUAGAUGAAGGAACAUUUUCACAUUGUCAAUAUUUAACACUUCUUAAGUUGGAUGAAAAUAGUUUGAAAGUGUUCGAACCUUUGUAUCUGAAAUCCUUUAAAGACAUACAUCUGUCUAGAAACCCUCUACGAUGUGACUGUGAAAACAAACAACUUAUUAAUUGGUUGAAUACAAGCAGCACGGUUAAAGUUGAUCACACAAGAUGUGAAAAUGGCCAAGCUCUGUCAACGUUUCGAUUAGAAAAUUGUACAAACCUUGUCUUCAUCUCCGAUCUGAAAGAUGUAGUAAUGAAAAUUGGUAUUCCAAUAGCAGCAAUAGUUUUUGUUACUUGUAUAAUCGCGAUUUUAUUUUUCAAAUUCAGGUACGAAAUUCAGGUUAUUGCUUUUUAUAGAUGGAAUAUCAGAUUAGCCUGCUGUUGCACGAACAAGACAGACGAAAAUGUUCAAUGGAAAUAUGAUGCUUUCAUAUGUUUUGCGGAAGAAGAUAUUGUUUUUGUUCAAAAUCGACUAAUACCCAUGCUUGAACCAAAGUACAAUAUUUGCAUAUAUUAUCGAGACUUCCCGGUUGGAGAAGACAUCGCUGAAUCUAUUCUUGAAACAAUUGACAACAGUGCUGUAAUUAUCAUUUUACUGUCAGAGAAUUUUAUGAACAGCCGAUGGGGAACGUUUGAAUUUAGGAGUGCACACUAUUCAGCAAUGCGUAAGAAAAACAAGCGGUUACUGAUCGUUAUAUUAAAUGAAUCUUUCCUUCAAACGAAAAUGGAUUUAACUUUGAGAAGCAUUCUUUAUACGAAAUCAUAUCUUAAAGCUGAUGAUUCGCUUUUCAAAGAAAAACUUAUACAUUCGAUGCCAUCAAUACCUGUUAAGUCUGUCAAUCAAAAUGAUAAUGAAAAAACAAGAGGAAGUCGAAAUAAUGUGUACGAGACAGAAUCUACAAUGGAAUUGUCCAGUAUAUACGAUACUAUUCAAUUGUAGUUUGAAACCCAUGUUUGGUAGAAAAUAUUGUUGCUUUAAUUGAAAAAGUCCAUCUGUAACGCAUCUUGCUAACUGUUUGUACGUAUUGUAGUGAUAUUGCCU
Molecule: messenger RNA, 2402 nt
Organism: Ruditapes philippinarum (Manila clam)
Lineage: Eukaryota; Metazoa; Mollusca; Bivalvia; Venerida; Veneridae
Product: toll-like receptor Tollo
Exons: 1
Coding region: 501-2300 (599 amino acids)
Biological process (GO): toll-like receptor signaling pathway; immune response
Cellular component (GO): membrane
Molecular function (GO): protein binding; transmembrane signaling receptor activity
Source: RefSeq, a predicted model, not a curated record